Molecule: messenger RNA, 1130 nt
Organism: Drosophila ficusphila
Lineage: Eukaryota; Metazoa; Arthropoda; Insecta; Diptera; Drosophilidae
Product: hydroxymethylglutaryl-CoA lyase, mitochondrial
Exons: 2
Coding region: 72-1043 (323 amino acids)
Biological process (GO): ketone body biosynthetic process; L-leucine catabolic process
Molecular function (GO): hydroxymethylglutaryl-CoA lyase activity
Source: RefSeq, a predicted model, not a curated record
CUCCUAUCAGCUGUUAAGAGCCAAGAGGAAAGAGGAAGAACCAUACGUAACUUUUAUUUACAAGUUGAGCCAUGAAAAUACCACAUAUACGAUCCCUUGUUUGGCUAGCAGCAAAGCGUUCGGCAGCCACAAGCACAGGUAAUCAUGUGCGAAUUGUGGAGGUGGGUCCAAGGGAUGGUCUUCAAAAUGAGCCUAAACUGCUGCCGGCAGCCACCAAAAUCGAGCUGAUCAACCAACUUUCCGAGACGGGUCUGCAAUCCAUUGAAGCAACCAGUUUUGUUAGUGCCAAAUGGGUGCCCCAGAUGGGCGACAAUGCGGAGGUGCUGCGCGGAAUCCGUAAAGUGGCCGGGGUCAGUUAUCCUGUGCUUACGCCCAAUUUAAAAGGGUUCGAAAGUGCUCUGGCGGCGGGAGCCCAAGAGGUAGCAGUUUUUGGAGCCGCAUCCGAUGCGUUUUCUCUCAAAAACGUCAAUUGCACGGCUAGAGAGGCGAUCGAACGCUUUAAACCCGUGCUGAAGGCAGCCGAGGUGCACGGAGUUCGUGUGCGGGGAUAUGUGUCCACCGUGGUUGGCUGCCCAUAUGAGGGUGCCGUUGCGCCGAGUGCCGUGGUCAAAGUGGUGGAGGCACUGCAUCAAAUGGGUUGUUACGAGAUCUCCCUGGGCGACACAAUUGGUGUGGGCACUCCUGGCAGCAUGCGCCGUAUGCUCGACGAGGUGACCAAAGCCGUUCCGGCGAAAAAUCUAGCCGUGCACUGUCACGACACUUACGGCCAGGCGCUGAGUAACAUCCUUGCAUCACUUGACUAUGGUAUCCAGGUCGUGGACUCCUCGGUUUCCGGCCUUGGUGGAUGCCCUUAUGCCAAGGGUGCGUCUGGCAACGCAGCCACCGAGGAUGUGGUAUACAUGCUGCACGGCUUGGGCCUAGAAACCGGUGUAAGCCUGGACAAACUUAUCCAAGUGGGUCGGUAUAUUUGCACCGAACUGGGAAGACCCUCCGAGUCCAAGGUCAAUAGAGCCUGGAAAGGUCCUCAGCUGCAAAACCAGUGAUCCUGCUAAUUUGAUAUGACGAAAACGAAGGCAUUUAAUAGUACUAGUUUUACAAUACAUUUAUUAUUGUUGCAAUAUUAACCCUAA